Molecule: messenger RNA, 2444 nt
Organism: Salarias fasciatus (jewelled blenny)
Lineage: Eukaryota; Metazoa; Chordata; Actinopteri; Blenniiformes; Blenniidae
Gene: tfa
Product: transferrin-a
Exons: 16
Biological process (GO): iron ion transport; antibacterial humoral response
Cellular component (GO): plasma membrane; early endosome; extracellular region
Source: RefSeq, a predicted model, not a curated record
UAAAAGCCCGAGCUGCGUCUCGGGACGUCCACCCAUCUGCUCUGCAGACCUCCAUCCAACAUGAAGCCUCUUCUCCCUCUGGCGCUGCUCGGAUGCAUCGCCGCCGUCUUCGCGGUUCCCGUCGACCAGAAGCUGAGAUGGUGCGUCAAGUCGGACGCGGAGCUUCGGAAGUGCGGGGAUCUGACCGCCGCGGCUCCGGCUUUCAGCUGCGUGAAGAGAGACAACAGCAAAGACUGCAUCGCUGCCAUCAAGGCUGGUGAGGCUGACGCCAUCACCCUGGAUGGAGGGGACAUAUACGUCGCUGGUCUGAACAAUUACGACCUGCAGCCCAUCAUUGCCGAAGACUACGGCACCACCUCCGAAACCUGCUACUAUGCUGUGGCCGUGGUGAAGAAGGGCACUCAGUUUGGCAUUAGAGACCUCAGGGGGAAGAAAUCAUGCCACACCGGUUUGGGGAAAUCUGCAGGCUGGAACAUCCCCAUCGGAACCCUGGUGUCGAUGAAUGUGAUCGAGUGGUCUGGCAUUGAGGACAAACCAGUGGAGGAGGCGGUGGCCAGCUUCUUCCAGUCGAGCUGCGCCCCCGGAGCAACACGAGGCAACAAGCUGUGUGAAGCAUGCAAAGGAGACUGCUCCAGAUCCCACAACGAGCCCUACUAUGACUACGCCGGAGCACUGCAGUGUCUGGCUGAGGACGCUGGAGAUGUGGCGUUUGUGAAACAUCUCACUGUACCUGAUUCAGAGAAAUCCAAAUACGAGCUGUUGUGCAAGGAUAACACCAGAGCGCCUAUCGACGACUUCAGGAGCUGCCACCUGGCCCGCGUGCCGGCCCACGCCGUCGUCACCCGCAAGGACGAUCAGCUGGCCGCGGCCAUCUGGGAUGCCCUCACGUCGGUGCAGAACUUCAACCUCUUCUCCUCCGACGCGUACGCACCUGCCAAGAACCUGAUGUUCAAGGACUCCACGGUGAGGCUGGUGCAGCUGCCGCCGCACACAGACUCUUUCCUGUACCUGGGCGCUGAGUACAUGAGCGUGGUCCGCUCCCUCACAAAAGAGCUGCCGCCAGGCAUUCCAUCUACUGCCAUUAAAUGGUGCGCCGUGGGCCAUGCAGAGACCUCCAAAUGCGACACGUGGAGCAUUAACAGUAUAGUCAGUGAUGUCUCCUCCAUCGAAUGCCAGAGCGGGACCACAGUCGAUGAGUGCCUGAAAAAGAUUAUGCGUAAAGAGGCUGACGCCAUGGCGGUGGACGGCGGACAGGUGUACACAGCUGGAAAAUGCGGUCUGGUUCCUGUGAUGGUGGAGCAGUAUGACCAAAGUAUGAUGCUUUGAGAGCAGAGAAACCAUUAUAUACAUCCAUCCGCUGCCUCCUCAUACUACGCUGUUGCUGUGGUGAAGAAGGGCUCCGGGGUGACGUGGAACACCCUGCAGGGCAAGAGGUCUUGCCACACAGGCAUUGGUAGAACAGCUGGAUGGAACGUCCCCAUGGGUCUCAUUCACAAAAUUACCGGCAACUGUGACUUCACCACGUUCUUCAGCAGCGGCUGCGCUCCGGGAGCCGACCCCAGCUCUCCGUUCUGCAAACAGUGCAAAGGCAGCGGCAAAGCCGUCGGGGACGAAGCGAAAUGCAAAGCCAGCGCCGAUGAGCUCUACUACGGUUAUGCUGGGGCGUUCAGGUGUCUGGUUGAAGAUCAAGGUGAUGUUGCCUUCAUUAAACACACAAUUGUUCCAGAAAACAGUGACGGUCAUGGUCCAGACUGGGCCCGUAACCUCAGGCCUGAAGACUAUGAGCUGAUCUGUCCUGGUAAGGCUCCAGUGCCCAUCACUGAGUAUGAAUCCUGCCACUUGGCUCGGGUGCCCGCCCAUGCUGUGGUGACUCGCCCUGAGACUCGCGGCGAUGUGCUCCGCGUCCUCCAGGACCAGCAGGCCAAGUUCGGAGACAACAACCCAUCAUUCAAACUCUUUGGGUCAGAUGGUGGGAAGAACCUCCUCUUCAAGGACUCCACCAAGUGUCUCCAGGAGGUUGCACCUGGUAGUGAUUAUCAGCAGUUUUUGGGACCAGAGUAUGUUACAGCCAUGACCGCACUCAGACAAUGCAGUGCCAAUACUCCAGAUCUGGAGAAAUCUUGCAGUUUUCAUUCUUGUCAGACUGCGUAAUGGAGACAAGGACCAGACUCUGUCUCACUCGGCUCACAGUGAUUCAUUCUCCAUACACACACUUUCUGCACUAAACCCAAACAUCGCUCUGUGUUUUUUAUUGCUGAUCUUAUUGUAGACCUGAUUUUAGAGGUGCAGUCAGCAGAGAAAUACCUUCAACCUACCAAUCAGUAAAGGCAUGGCCUAUCAUGUUGACAUGCCUUUUAUUUUUCAUGUCAAACUGCCUUUGUUAUUGAGUCCACUUCGUUUUGUUGACAUUUGCUUCACUUUUCUCUAAUAAAGUCUUUUAAAUU